UUCUACUACCAUUUCACAACCCACAGUCAGCAAAAAAAAAAACAAAAACUCGCCAUAGAAGAAGAACAGUCAACAGAGACAGCGAACUACUUCCAUGGAGAACUCUAGCAAAGCCAUAGUCGACGAGAGAAGCGGCUACUGUAAAUCAAACUCCAUCUUCUACAGCAAACGCAAGCCCGUACAGCUCCCGCAGAACCAUUCCGUCGACGUCACCACCUUCAUCUCGUCUCGCGCUCACCAUGGCAAGAUCGCCUUCAUCGAUGCCGCCACCGGUCGCCACCUCACUUUUCCUCAGCUAUGGCGAGCCGUUGAUUCCGUCGCCACUUGUCUCUCCGCCAUGGGCAUUCGGAAAGGUGACGUCAUCCUCCUCCUUUCCCCGAACUCCAUUUACUUCCCGGUGGUCUGUCUCGCCGUGAUGUCACUCGGCGCCAUCAUCACCACCACCAAUCCCCUCAACACUCCCAGAGAAAUCGCUAAACAAAUCGCCGAUUCCAAACCGGUCCUCGCCUUCACGAUUCCUCAGCUCGUCUCCAAAAUCGCCGGUUCUAAUCUCCCAACCGUUAUCAUCGACGACGAGGUAAAAAAUUCGCUUGAUAAAACCCUGAAUAUUGUGUCGUCGUUGGGGCAGAUGAUGAGAAAGGAACCGAGCCCUAAUCGGAUCGGGUACCGGGUCAACCAGGAGGACACGGCUACUCUACUCUACUCCUCCGGUACAACCGGUGCGAGUAAAGGAGUGGUUUCAUCUCACAAGAAUCUAAUCGCAAUGGUUCAAACCAUUCUCAGCCGUUUCGGCACCGAAGAUGGGGAGCACACCUUCAUCUGCACCGUUCCCAUGUUCCACAUCUACGGCUUAGCUGCCUUCGCGAUGGGCCUUCUUUCGUCUGGAUCAACAAUCGUGAUUCUCUCCAAGUUCGAGAUCCACGAAAUGCUGUCCGCGAUCGAGAGGUACAGAGCCACCUACCUUCCUCUCGUGCCGCCGAUUCUGAUGGCGCUGUUGAAAAACGCGAAUCACAUAAGGGCGAAGUACGAUCUGAGCUCAUUACAAUCAGUUCUUUCGGGCGGAGCUCCGCUGAGCAAGGAGGUAAUCGAAGGGUUCGUGGAGAACUAUCCAACGGUGAGUAUACUUCAGGGGUACGGGUUGACCGAAUCAACUGGAAUCGGAGCUUCGACGGACUGUCUACAAGAGAGCCGGCGGUACGGAACUGCCGGAAUGUUGUCUCCGAGCAUGGAGGCCAAGAUUGUGAACCCUGAAACUGGUGAAGCUUUAUCGGUUAACCGGACCGGCGAGCUUUGGCUGAGGGGUCCAACAAUUAUGAAAGGUUAUUUCAGCAAUGAAGAAGCAACUUCAUCUACUAUUGACUCAGAAGGAUGGUUAAGAACUGGUGAUCUCUGCUACAUUGAUGAAGAUGGAUUCAUUUUCGUGGUUGAUAGGUUGAAAGAGCUUAUUAAAUACAAGGGUUAUCAGGUGGCCCCAGCAGAACUAGAGGCCUUGUUACUUUCUCAUCCUGAAAUUUCUGACGCUGCUGUUAUACCAUAUCCUGACAAGGAAGCUGGGCAAUUUCCUAUGGCAUACGUGGUUAGAAAAGGUGGAAGUAAUAUAUCUGAAUCUACAGUCAUGGAUUUCAUAGCCAAACUGGUGGCGCCAUACAAGAGAAUUCGAAAAGUGGCAUUUGUAGCAUCCAUACCCAAGAAUCCUUCUGGCAAGAUUUUAAGGAAGGAUCUCAUUAAACUCGCUACCUCCAAACUCUAAGACCUGUCACAAGUAUAUUGUAUCUGUCAAUAUAUAUAUAUAUAUAUUUAUAUGUAUAUUUAUAUGCUUUGAUCGAGAAUAGUUUUUCCUAUCCAGUUCCUUUAUUAAAAUUAAAAAAAAAUUAAAAAAAUCCUAUGGAUAUUUUUAGUAUGUGAUGAUGCUCUUUCUCCUAAUUUAAUAAAUGUGCAUUUUUUGGCGAUUUAA
Molecule: messenger RNA, 1954 nt
Organism: Humulus lupulus (European hop)
Lineage: Eukaryota; Viridiplantae; Streptophyta; Magnoliopsida; Rosales; Cannabaceae
Product: probable CoA ligase CCL5
Exons: 5
Coding region: 95-1750 (551 amino acids)
Cellular component (GO): peroxisome
Molecular function (GO): CoA-ligase activity
Source: RefSeq, a predicted model, not a curated record